CUACUCAUAUCACUUACUUAUUCCCUACUACUUAUUAUUACUCACAUCACUCUCCCCCCCAUUUCCCCUUAUUAUUACUUACUCUCGUAUUCUCACUCUCCCACCUUAUCUUUCCUUAUUUUCCCUACCUAUCUAUUAUACUACUUACUUAUACUCGUCUUAUUACUUACCUUAUCAUUACUCAUAUUAGCUUAUUACUUACCCUUACUUACUUAGUUAUAGCCACUAUUAUUUAUAUUACUUACUUAUUACGUAUUAUUAUCUCUCACCUUAUACUCCCCUUACUCUAUCCUCUUCUUCACCUUCCUUAUUUUACUUACCCAUACUUACUUCCUCACUUACUUAGCCAAUUAAUUAAUUCAUUUACCCUAUUUUAUUAUCACCUAUCAUCACUUCCCUACUCUUUCUUAUUUAACUCCCUUAUCUUUAUUUAUUUAUAUUUCUUAUUAUCUCCCUUACUUAUACCUACUAAACCCCUUCAUGCCUUACCUUACGUCUGUCUUUCCAUAUUUCUCUCUUCCUUAUUAUUCCCUACCCCUAUCACUACUCAUAUCACCUUAUUAUCUCUUACUCCCUAUCUUUACUUAUUCCCUCCCCUUACCAUCUCUUAUACUUACCUAUUAUUCUUAUUUAAUCUCUUACCGUAUCAUCUCUUCCUACUUCUUUCCUCACCAUAUACCCACCCCCUUCUUAUCACCACCUUAUUCCUCCCCGACCUCGCUUCUGUCUUUCAGAAGAACUCUCCUUACUUA
This is a messenger RNA of Vittaforma corneae ATCC 50505, 752 nucleotides long. RefSeq lists its product as uncharacterized. The record is from RefSeq and is a predicted model, not a curated record. The annotation marks the transcript as partial. The transcript has a single exon. Lineage: Eukaryota; Fungi; Microsporidia; Nosematidae.